AUGACCAGCACGCGCGGUGACUGUGAGCGUUUGAUGCGAAUGCUACGAGACUUCAGCGCGAGACAGCGCCGGGGCAAGACUGGCCGCUGCCUGCGUUACAUAUUGGAACAGCUUUGUGUUGAGCAGAGUCGGCGCCGCAGAAAGCCGUUAGAGCAGGUUUUGUUCCUAUUCUGCCCGAUUCUGUGUGAGUCUCGUAAUAAAGUGGUGCUGACGAGCAGAAAUUACGUAUCCAAGGACAACAUACUGGUGUCAGAUGUGGGAUGGCACUGCUCAGCUAGAAGGGAACGGCACAUUGGGAACCUCGAGUGUGAAUGCCCCAGCCUGGAGGAAGGUGGUACCGAUGCUGCGUCUCUGCGGCUUGUCCGGGGAACAUCUGUCCGAGGACGGCGGCGUGCCCCAGGGUGGGGGCGGGUGGGGACGUUAGCCCGGCGCUGGCAGCGUUUGCCCCGCCUUCCGUGGGUGGAGCCACCAGUUCUGGAGCUGAACGCUGACCUGAGACGAUCCUGCCAAUGGCUGGAAAAGACAGGACCGAAGGACACACUGAUCACAGCGAGACAGGGCACUAAGCACGGGGUCAAUCAAUGCAAGGGUGCAACAGACAAGUGCAGACUGUGUGCAGGAGCCUCUGAGACCAUCCAGCACCUAGUAGAGGCUGGCUAG
Molecule: messenger RNA, 660 nt
Organism: Electrophorus electricus (electric eel)
Lineage: Eukaryota; Metazoa; Chordata; Actinopteri; Gymnotiformes; Gymnotidae
Source: RefSeq, a predicted model, not a curated record